AUGACGCAGGAACGAAAUUUGAUGAUCGGCAUGCUGGGUGAAUUUAGUGAAAACGUGAAGGAAGAUGAAUUUCCUUGUAAACCUGUGAAAGAUGAUGUUAAUGAAGGAUGGAUAGAUGGCAGAUCGGUAACGGACGCGAUGUGGACACUAUGCAUCUGGACGCUAAUUCUUCGUAAUGUCUACGCUGCUGUCUUUAAUAUUGGUACAACGGCCACGAAAGGCUCGUUGGCGUACGAGAACGUUCGAUAUGGUGUGGAAAGAUGGAAUAGCGCUAAUUCGGCUCAUACUGAAGUCUCGCUCAACAUCAUUGCCACAGAGUUGUACUUUGCGGGUUUUGAAGAGAGAAGGAUUAAGUGGCAAAUUCGCUUAACUCUCACACCUGACAAGCGGCAACCGGAACGGACUCGAGGAGUGGAUGCGAUCGAUAUCGAACAUCAGCGCCACUUUCGAGCACCAUCUGCCAAAAGGGAGAAGGAGGAGCUGGCACAAACAGGAGUGUGCGAUGUAAUGCAGCACAGUGUUGUUGCCGUGUUGAUUCCAACUUCUGAAGAACGUCUCGAUGAAAUGUUGAUGAAAUCGAUGUGUCAUCACUUUCGGAUACCAUGCCUCACCAUUAAAAUGGGAAAUCCGAUAGAAUUCGCCUCGGAUUUUGUGACGAGUAUUGGACCAUCUCGUGGUUUGGGAGCGUAUGCAACAAGCGAAUUUGUGGAAAGUCUACGAUGGACGUCAUUUUUGUUAGCUUACCAGCACGAAUCAGAUCUCGAGGAAUUGGCCCCUUUGAUCGUCGACCGUCGCUCACCUCACCACGGCGGCCAACGGGCAUCGAUUCAGCUGAGGAGGUUACCGAACAACACCGAUAGCUACGAGCCGUUCCUCAAAUAUGUCCGGAAUAGCUUGCGACAAACGAAUAUUGUCAUACAUUCAAGUAAUAUCACAACGCUCUACGCAUUGUUACAACAAGCAAAAAGUAUAAAUAUGACCGAAUCACCAUUUUCAUAUAUUUUCACAAAUACGGAUCUUUCUUUGCUCGAGGACUUCCUGAACAAUGUCUAUGGGACCUUUCACUGCAAUAUAACUGGUCUGCAGUUGGUUAAAAAUGAUCCAAUGAUGAAGACUACUCUGGCUCUAACAGCCGAGGCAGUAUGGGUAAUCGGAGCAGCUUUGCACAGAAUGACAGAACUGAAAGUUCUUCCUCGACCAGCCGCUCUCCUGUGCGAUGCGCGAGAUUCAUGGGCAGAUGGAACGAAGAUGAAUGACGCCAUCCGAAGGCUUCGUGGCCGUCAACAGCUUACCGGUGAUAUUCACUUCGAUCCAAGUGGCGAGCGCGAAGAUCUCGUAUAUUACGGUAUCGGCAGGAUCAAUUCGCAAUUUGUGAAGUCCAAGAAAAUGCUCGAUGCUCGACAAAAUGAUAACAUUUUGUCGAGCAUCGAGAUAACACUAAUCAGCAUCGAGACAAAACGAUAA
Necator americanus (New World hookworm) is the source of this 1464-nucleotide messenger RNA. RefSeq lists its product as uncharacterized. The transcript has 14 exons. Lineage: Eukaryota; Metazoa; Nematoda; Chromadorea; Rhabditida; Ancylostomatidae. The coding region runs from base 1 to 1464 and encodes 487 amino acids. The record is from RefSeq and is a predicted model, not a curated record.